GCAAAAAUUUCAAAUCAGAAAAGAAAUACUUACCGAGCACACAUUCACACUACGAUCUCGUCCCUCCUAGAGUGAUCGAUUUAUUCCAAAAAAGAAAAAAGGGAAAUUUCCCUGUGAAUAAAACAAGGCAAGAAUCCAUUUACCAUAUGGUCCGGGUUUGAAGGUCCGACAUGAAAUAACCCGGAACAUAUACUCAAUUCAGUCAACCCGUAAAAAUCCAAGCAGACACCCCACUAGCACACGAUUUGCGCAUUUAUAGGGCAGUUCUGUCCACUGGUCUUUUUAUUAUUUUUCAUUUGUAUAUCUGCACUUAUUUAUGCACUCCAAUGUAUACGUACGCAUAUACUUGAAUGUACAAAUCCUUUGUAAUAGAUAUUUACGAUUUUUGUUUAUACACUACUGUCAUUUUCUUUUUUUUUUCUUGAUCUUGUUUAGUUAAGAUUUAGGUAAAAACUCAGAGAAAAUGAACUACAACAAUGAGAGUCAUAUGUGGGAUUGGCAAAGUCAGACUUACUCUCUUGAAGAAAAUGCAAGCUUAGAAAUAACCGAAUGCCUAAUGAAUGGAAUAAAUGAAAACGAAGAUCUCUCUUACAUGUUUGAUGAUGAAACUACCCCUGUUAAGGCCUGUGGAGAUUUGGCGUAUCAAGUGACUAGUUUUGAAAUUGCAGAGGAAGACUUGGAGAAACGUGGGGAACCUCCUUCACAAGUAAAAAGGCGCCGAAUGCUACAGUUUGAGUCUGAAGUUUUGGAUACACCUCUUUACAAUGACGAGGCAUUUUUAAAGUCAAAGGAAACACCAGAGUCUCUUGAAGUGGCUUCAUCUGAAAUGUCACAGUGGGUUGGCGGAUUUACAGAUACGUAUGCACCUGGUAAUGAGUGCUUGGACCCCUCAUCCAAAGGAUGGCUUGCCGAUUGCUUUAUGGAUUCGGAGAUGCAAUAUAAUUCCGAGGACAUUUGUGUCUCAGGGGUAUCUGAUGUUCAGAUUGAUAUCACAGAGCUUUUCGACACCCCUCCUGAAUACGAAGCUAAUGCAGUCCAAAAACUUCCUGUUCGCCCUCACAAAAACAUUGUUUUCAAAGGCCGAAAAUCAUACAUGCAGACUCCUCCUAAACUAGCAUCGUCUGUCGUCUAUCCAUUUGCCUUCAUUAAACCAUGUGGCAUGCACGGAGAUGUGACUCUGAAAGACAUAAACCAGAGGAUACAUACUCCAUCAGAACCCGAGGAAAACAAUGAAGAUCGCGCAGUUUCUUAUCCAACAUCUGCUAUUUCUGGGAAGCCUGUACUUGGGAAAACUAAAAUUCGUACUGAAGGUGGAAAAGGCAGCAUUACAAUUACGAGAACCAAAGGGUAACUAUAUUGGCGCCCUGGAGAUACUACUACUCGUUUUGAGGUGCGAAGAAACCUAGUACAAAAGCUAACUUUAAAAUCAAUCUUGUUCAAUCACUUUGUUUUCUUUUAGGAUCUUGAGCUCUAGGAGAUCCUCUAAUGUCCUUGGAUUUAAAUGUACAAAGCUUGUAUGUAUUCAUUAUUUUCUUUGCUCGAACAAUUGUAAUCCCGUGUUAUAUAUUUUGUACCGUGUUGAGAGUUGAAGACUAUGAUCUCAACUACUUUAUCGAUAUCCCAAUUUUAAUUUUAA
Messenger RNA from Olea europaea var. sylvestris, 1636 nucleotides. Its product is annotated as protein XRI1-like. Lineage: Eukaryota; Viridiplantae; Streptophyta; Magnoliopsida; Lamiales; Oleaceae. The record is from RefSeq and is a predicted model, not a curated record. The transcript is spliced from 9 exons. Bases 464 to 1351 code for a protein of 295 amino acids. Gene Ontology annotation, biological process: female meiotic nuclear division; male meiotic nuclear division.